This is a messenger RNA of Dibothriocephalus latus, 1275 nucleotides long. NCBI's taxonomy places the organism in Eukaryota, Metazoa, Platyhelminthes, Cestoda, Diphyllobothriidea, Diphyllobothriidae. The record is from the annotation of a GenBank genome assembly.
AUGGGUCUGAUAAGUACAAUAUGGUUGAUUCUCCCGCAGUGGAAACCACUGAUCGAAACACCUGCAAGCCUCUGUCAGUCUGACUGGCAAUGCCUUCGCUACUCACAGCAGACAAAUAGUUUUGAGUUGUCGCUCGAAGUGCAGGAUGUGAAGAAGGAUGGCCAGGGCCGUAGAAAUACCAGUGCCGACCGGUGGAUCCUCGGUCCGCUCAGCAAACGAGACAAUUCAACAAGGAAACCGUAUACGUUUGCGGACAUGACAGAGAUUGCCGAUGAGGACUGGCUACAGCCCAUCCCAAGAUCUGCCUUCCUGCUCUAUCCGCAGGCGCUGGAUAUUAAGCAGGUGGUUGAUGACAUUAGAAAAAACCGUCCCAUACCAGAGGUAGUCCGAUUACUUAUUGUCAGUUCAACUGUCUGCGUGCCGGAUAAAGCAGUCAACAAGCCCCUAGACGCUAUCGUGGUGAUCAAGUCCGCUGUCUACAAUUUCGAGGAUCGUAAGCCUGUACGGAGUGCUUAUGCCAAGGAAGCCGAGAGUGAACCGGCCUUCCGCAUGGCCACGGUCUUCUCCCUGGGACUGCCUCGAAGCAGCGGUGGUCGCUACUUCAAACGCGACGGUAUAAACAUCUCUCUGCCAGGCCGGGCGGGCGCCUCACUGGAAAAGAUGCAGUCCCGGGGGCUGAAAGUCCUGAGACAGCUAGCAGAAGAAGCCCAACGCCACGGUGACCUCGUGUUGGGCGACUACGAAGACACCUACUAUAAACUCAGCCUGACAUUAUUUCACACCUUCCAGUGGGCGUCUCGCUUCUGUCGCGGACACGUUACGCACCAGCAGCAAAGACCUCCCGUCUUUAUUCUCCUGGAUGACGACUAUGCCUUUAAUGCCAGUCGCCUGAAGGCGGAAUUGGACGCCCUCUCGGACGCACAGCUUCGACGAUUGGUGCUGGGUUCCCCAAUGAAUGGAAGUAAGGUAUAUCGUCCGCUUGUGUCUCCGAGAAUGGAAAAGUGGGUCAUUUCAAAACGCCAAGUGCCCUGGCCCUACUUUGCGCCUUAUGGUUCUGGUGCCUUUCUCGUCCUUGGCGCUGAUGUCCUCCAGGAAAUUGCCCUAGCCAUGUACUUCAACGUGCAGUUUCCAGUGGACGACGCCUGGCUAGGCAUGGUCAUGACAAAGUUAAACCUCUACGUUCAGCAGCAUCCACACAUGCAUAUUAAUCGACCGAAAGCGGAUGGGAAGGAGUUGGUUCUGUUUGCCCCCUUCGACUACCUCUUCGGUGGUUAA